CUGAUUCAAUCCCAAGCGAUUAAUCAAGCAAGUAUUAUCUUUCUUAAACUUACUUAAAGUUGCGCACUGUCCUGCUGUCAGUUGUUUUGUUUUCAUUUCUGUUUUUCUACCCAUGCUUUUCGGUCUCUUUGACAACUGCCUCGUGUUUUUGUCUUCCCUUUUUUGCAACACUCGGCAAGGACGGAAAAUUUUACUGCAUUUUGUGCAAAGUUCAUUUAAUAAAUAUAAUAUUAGUCACGUUAGAUCACAAAAAUGUCGGUGGAAGUAACAAAGGAAGAGACUGCAGUCGCUGUGGAGGAAGAGAUUCAAAAUGCGACAGCAGAGGAAACCGCUACCGCAGCUGGCGAAGAAGUCAAAAAACAAAAAAAGCCCAAACCUAAUAAUAAGAAACUGCGGCAGGCCGAAGCAGCAGCGAAAAAAGCCACUGAUGGCGAUAAUGCGGAAACUUCUGCUACUAACGGCGAACCGGAAAUAGGGGCAGCAAGUAAUGCAGGUGAUGGCGAGGCAAAAGCAGCAGCAAAAAAGAAGAAUAAAAACAAAAAUAAAGGAGGUAAUAAGAAAGGACAAACAGAUCCACCAACCAUACCUAUCGCGGAGCUCUUCCCCGAUGGCCAAUUUCCAGAAGGUGAGAUUUUGCAACAUCCCACACCCAAAGAUCUUCCCGAUGAUCGUACGGCCAAGGAUCGUUUUACAUCGGAAGAAAAGCGUGCAUUGGAUCGUAUGCAUAAUGACAUCUAUCAGGAAUUACGUCAAGCUGCAGAAGCACACAGACAAACUAGGCAGUAUAUGCAACGUUAUAUCAAACCUGGCAUGACCAUGAUACAAAUUUGUGAAGAACUGGAGAAUACAGCACGUCGUUUAAUUGGCGAAAAUGGUUUGGAGGCUGGCUUGGCAUUUCCAACAGGUUGUUCGUUGAAUCACUGCGCUGCACAUUACACGCCAAAUGCUGGUGAUACGACUGUUUUGCAAUAUGAUGAUGUUUGCAAAAUCGAUUUUGGUACCCACAUCAAGGGACGUAUUAUCGAUUGUGCUUUUACACUGACCUUUAACAAUAAAUACGACAAACUUUUGCAAGCGGUAAAAGAAGCCACGAAUACUGGUAUCAAGGAGGCUGGCAUUGAUGUGCGUCUAUGCGAUGUCGGCGCAGCUAUACAAGAAGUUAUGGAAUCGUAUGAAUUGGAAUUGGAUGGCAAAACGUACCCCAUUAAAUCUAUAAGAAAUUUGAAUGGUCAUUCCAUCAGUCCAUAUCGCAUUCACUCUGGCAAAACAGUGCCCAUUGUCAAGGGUGGUGAAUCGACACGUAUGGAAGAAAAUGAAUUCUAUGCCAUAGAGACUUUCGGCUCAACCGGUCGUGGUCUCGUACAUGACGAUAUGGAUUGCUCGCAUUACAUGAAGAAUUUCGACGCACCAUUUGUACCAUUGCGUUUGCAGUCAUCUAAACAGUUGCUCGGUACUAUUAACAAACAUUUCGGCACGUUGGCAUUCUGUAAACGUUGGUUAGAUCGCGCUGGUGCUACUAAGUAUCAAAUGGCUCUUAAGGAUCUGUGUGAUAAGGGAGUUGUGGAAGCGUAUCCACCACUAUGCGAUAUUAAAGGCUGUUACACAGCUCAAUAUGAGCAUACAAUUAUGUUGCGUCCUUCCUGCAAAGAGGUUGUAUCACGUGGUGAAGAUUAUUAGUACGAUUGGAUAAGAAUAAAACGGUAACAGCCACGUACAACUGUUGCUAUCUUUGAACCAAUUGAGGAAAUAGCCUUCAAAGAAACCUUGGGAUAGUUUAUAGAGUCAUAUAAAUGCGCGCAACUAUCAAAUUGUUGUAAAAACGCCGAUACUAUUUUGUUUUCAUACUAUUUAUAUUUAUUGAAUUGGAAUUGACUUGGAAUUUAUUAAGAUUUUUCACAUGAACAAAAAAAAAGUUUAAACAAAAUUAGAAUGAACAUUUUUUGCAGUGUACACAUAAACAUACAUUCAUACAUAUAGAAAAUCGUGCAGAUAUUGUAAGGAUCUUUUGAAUCUAAAAAGAAAUGUUUAUAUCAGCUUCUUAGUACUCGAUUUUAUAAUAUCUACAUUAUUGAAUUUAAUAUAAAAGUAAAAGAAAGCAUGU
Ceratitis capitata (Mediterranean fruit fly) is the source of this 2101-nucleotide messenger RNA. It is a transcript of the gene und, whose product is annotated as methionine aminopeptidase 2. The coding region runs from base 253 to 1677 and encodes 474 amino acids. Gene Ontology annotation, molecular function: metalloaminopeptidase activity. NCBI's taxonomy places the organism in Eukaryota, Metazoa, Arthropoda, Insecta, Diptera, Tephritidae. Gene Ontology annotation, biological process: proteolysis. The record is from RefSeq and is a predicted model, not a curated record. The transcript is spliced from 3 exons.